UAUUGGACAGUGAAAAAUUUACAAGAAAAAUCCCGUCUUUUAUGGAUAAACAAAAAUAAUUCAUAAAAAUUAGGAUCUUGAUUAAAAUUAGAAUUAACAAUGGUUGAUAAGGAUAUAUUAUCAAAAGUCGCAGAUAUACCCCUGCAGCGGCCUGGUUUUGAUGCCUUAGAGGUAUCAGCACCUAUCCUUGUACAAAUGAAUCCAAAUGGUAAAUGGGAAAACACAAAGCCUGGAAAUUUGGAUGAAGAGCGAUUGAAAGCUAUUGUUCAGCAUUUAGUUAAGUCGAAAGCUUUAUCGGCUGCUCAAAGUUACUGCUGCCAAUGUGCUUCCGAGGGAGUGAAAGGCAACGAAAACUCUAAUUAUAUUCCAGUAAUUAUGAUGCCUAUAUAUUCGGCAGAUGACUGCCCUUUCGAUUUAGAUUGUGAGGCAAAAAAAAUUAAAGAAGCGGAAACGAAACCAACAAAAAAAGAAAAAGUACAAAGCUUGGAAAAAGACUCAGACAAGGAUAAGGAUAAGAAAAAAAGCAAGAAACGCGGCUUUGUCCUACAAAGGCUAACCGAUUUUGAUUUACUUUCCCAAUGGUGAUUAAAAGUACUAUUGUAACGUUAUGAAAUGUGGUGGUUUGUGAAGCAAAUAAAAUGUUGAGAAUUGGGAUAUUAUUUUAGAACAUCGUGUUAUAUCUAGAUAAUCGAAAGUGGAUCGAAUUUUAUUGCGCCAUUACUUUGG
Pieris rapae (cabbage white) is the source of this 726-nucleotide messenger RNA. RefSeq lists its product as uncharacterized. NCBI's taxonomy places the organism in Eukaryota, Metazoa, Arthropoda, Insecta, Lepidoptera, Pieridae. The coding region runs from base 100 to 585 and encodes 161 amino acids. The record is from RefSeq and is a predicted model, not a curated record. The transcript has 3 exons.